This is a messenger RNA of Pseudomassariella vexata, 1312 nucleotides long. RefSeq lists its product as uncharacterized. The record is from RefSeq and is a predicted model, not a curated record. Lineage: Eukaryota; Fungi; Ascomycota; Sordariomycetes; Amphisphaeriales; Pseudomassariaceae. The transcript has 3 exons. Bases 202 to 1131 code for a protein of 309 amino acids.
CAACAAACAAAAGGCAGGGCAGCCGGUGGCUUUAUAAAUCUCCUUUAAUAACUUGUGACGACACGACUGUGAGUUAGUUGGGCAGGUCGUUCGCGAGUAGCCUCAGGAAAAUGCAUUUAGUCUGGCACUAGGAGCAUUGAUCAACUCGAAAAGACUCAGGCAUUGACAUCCACAAACUAUAUAAGCCAAGUAUCCAACGCAAUGGCUCCCUGGAUCCCCCGUCUGCAUCUCUUUGAGAUUGAUGAUCAGCCUUGGUUCCCACCCUUCCUCCGAGCCCGUGUCCAAGAUGGCCUCAUGCACGCGUGGACCUUCUGUCUACCACCGCUACAAUCCUGCAGCCCCGCUACGCUGGUCGCCAACCUGUUGCAGCGUAAUCUAGGCCCGGCCGUGUCCAAUUACACCUACAUCGACUUCUGCGCCGGCGCAGGAGGCCCAACACCAUUUAUCGAGCGAGCUCUAAAUCGAUAUCUGAAAUCGUCGACUACCCAGAACGGUGCCGCCUCGAACGAAAGCAAUGGUGCCAAGUCGUACGCGGCGGUAAUCGCCAAUGGCUCCUCGGCCGUCGACUUUGUGCUCACGGACCUGCACCCGCAUGUCGAGAGCUGGGAGCGCGCCGCGAAGAAGAGCGCAUACAUCACCUACGAGGCCGAGUCCGUCGACGCGGCGAAUGCCCCGCCGGAGCUGGUGGGACGAUAUAAGGAUAAGGGGCAGAAGGUGUUUCGCCUAUUCAACCUGGCGUUCCACCACUUUGACGAUGGGCUGGCAAGAGCUAUUCUGAAGAACACCGUUGAGACAAGCGAUGGAUUCGGCAUCUUCGAGCUGCAGGACCGAUCGAUCUCGAGCUUCAUAUCGUGCUGUCUGUUUGGUGUAUUCAUUUUGUUGUUUGCGCCCAUCUUCUACUGGUGGUCUCCCAGCCGGCUAUUCUUCACCUACUUGAUGCCCAUCAUUCCAUUUGUGUUAGUAUUCGAUGGCAUCAUUUCCUGCUUGCGAACACGGACCGCAGAGGAGGUUGAGAUUAUACUGCGUACUUGCGGUACUAACACGGAUGGUUGGGAGAUUAAGAGCGGACGGGAGCAGUUCUUGUGGCCUACAGGAUACCUGACCUGGAUCAUUUGCACCAAGAAGCAGUAAUGGAUGGGAUUUGCCAAUGCUGGGCCAACGUAAACAAUAGCACUAGCUCUUGCCAUCAAAUCAGAAAGAAUGGCGGAUCAUGGCGAAAGUAAUAGGACCCCCUUACUCUAGCGCACCCUGAUGUAUAUGACAUGUGUAAGAAUCUACUAUUUGAGAAGUGCAAUCCAUAAUACUAGAAUCU